This is a messenger RNA of Rubroshorea leprosula, 2422 nucleotides long. Lineage: Eukaryota; Viridiplantae; Streptophyta; Magnoliopsida; Malvales; Dipterocarpaceae. The record is from the annotation of a GenBank genome assembly.
AACCCUUCGCGGGUUGGUCAGAAGUCAGUCUUGUUUGGUAAGACGGAAUUGGACAAAGAAAAGAGAGUGCUCGACCGGAACAACGCUAAAUAAAGACCUUAAUUACAUAGAGAACUGCUCCUCCCUUUCUCCGUCUUUAAGGCUUUAAGGCGAACCGUAUGGUGGCUGGAAAGAAAGACGACCUCACCUUCUCGUAGAUGGUGUCAGUGAGAGCCACUUUAGUAUCCCCCGUUGACCUUCUUUUGUAGAUAGAAUCCUCAAUGAGUGGAAACAAGCAACCUUACUAAUAAAGGUGCUUGUUGAGUAAGGCCGGCUUUAGAGCCCGAGCCCCUUGUAUGGGUUGGGUGCUUGAGCGCAUCUUUCUCAUAUCGAUCAAGGCUUUCCUUGAGUUUUCUUGCAGGAGUGCUAACGCGCGCCCUUACGUUUUCUUCGCUUGCUCUGCAGUACGAGCCUCAUACAGAGCCGCGCCCCUUUAAUAUGAUGAGAAGAAAAGAAGAGGGGCCGCCCUCUUUUCCGCACCAAUCCUUAUUUACUACUACAUCUUUUUUUGGGAUGCGUAGUAGCGUUCAAAGAGAACUCUUUGGCCUUUAGACUCGCUUCAGCGACUUCGCCUUUUAAGUUACAAGGGUAAGGAGUAGUAGAGUGGCUCGGGAACAGCUUCUUACUAGUAGGGGCUAAUCACAGUAAGAGAGAAAAAUCUCUGAAAUAGAGCUUAGUCUCUCCAUAGUAGAUAGUAUACUAGUAGAAGGCAUAGGUUAUGACUUGAUCCAAUAGAGUCUGAACACCUUUCUAUCUAAAAGGAAUGGUGCUCGAUGAAACGAUCCAGAUUCCACACUAUGCUGUGGGCUGGGGAGAGAGCUACUCUGCGAAACUGGGCGUUCAGUGUUCUUAUGGAGGAACCAUACUAGAAAGAGAAUAGAAAGAGCCUUCAAAAAAGAGCGAGGGAGUGAUGGGCAACCUUAGUCUAUAUGUUGCUUGUGAGCCGCCAAGUACCAGUCUCGAAACAGUACUGGCGCAAAAGGAUCGGUCCUUCACUUGCUGAUCGUUCGCGAGUCGAACUCGCUCUCUUGCCACGCCUUUCACUCACUCGCUUGAGUCGGACUCAAUCACUCUUUUUGUUUGGGGGAUCAUUCGUUCUUCACUCUCUUGCUAUUAUCCGCAGGGAGCGCAGCAACAAGGCGGGCGUAGCGAAUCACAUGGAUAAGCCCCUACCCGCCAGCGCGCGGAUAGAUAGGGCGGGCGAAGCGCAAAGGGGAUGGAUGUCUGAGCGGUUGAAAGAGUCGGUCUUGAAAACCGAAAUAAGAACGAAUCGGAUCGACUCGACUUAUAUGAUAGAUGGAAUGGGUAGCUUGUGUUAUGAUGUAGACGUGUGUUAUUAUUUAGUUAGGACUUUGUCUCCCUUUCGUUAUCUUCCGCUCCCCUUGUAUAGGUUGGGGAAGGGCCGGGUGGAUUACCUUUGGGGGGCUAAGUCGAAGAUCUCGGUGGUCUUGUGAGUGGUUGAUAAACUACGAUUGCAGUUUGAUUUAGGAAGUCCCAAAGCUGUGAGGCUUAACAGACAAAGAAAACGGUGGAUACUUCCGGGUAGAAGGUGACGACCCUAAUGAAUCGACUAUGAAGGUGGCUGUUAGCUACAUCAGCGCUCAAAUUCCUUCAUCGUUAUUGCCCUGGCUUCGAUGAUCAACCCCUGGCACAUUUCGGUUUUGAUCUUCGGCCAUCCUGGUCCUCAGGACCCAACACAAUAUUCUUCUUUUUAUAUAUUUCCUUUAAAAGAUGCAGAAGGUGUUGAUACGUCCUAUCCACAUAGAGAGCUUACCCUCUUCCACACAUUACCGGUGGAUGCUACAGCCGCUAUCACUUUGGCUGCAGGAGGGGAAUGAAGGUCGAGGAAGCAAGGAAGAAAAGGUUAUUAGCUAUUGGCUCACCCUUGUAUCAGGCCUUGGUACGGCCUAUACAUGAUUGAGCCAUGGCGGUUUUGGCAAAGUUAAGAAUGGAUGGUACCUAUAACCAGACCCAACCGUUGCAGUACUUGAGAGGAAAGAAAAAAGGAUUUUCUUUUUAUCUCAAGGCAGCUACCGAUUCCUUACCUGUUAUCCUGACGUCCUGUAUGAUUGCAGGGUUGUUCGGAAAUCCCUUUCCCUUUGCAACUUCCUGGGCGUUCAUACUUUUUUUCUGUAGUCUUUCCAUUACCAUAUAGUUUAUAUAAUAAAGGCUAUAGGUCAUCGGUUGUGACGUUCACGAAGGGUCAACCCCUCGAUUUUUUAGUUCUUGGCCUCUAUUCACACUUACACAUCAUACGCUUGUGUGGAUAGCUGCUGAGAGGGUGUAUGGCACGACGAAGCUUUGCGACUAUGCCAUUCUUGGCGACGGUGAUCGCCGACGAGAAGGUGGCGGCCGCUUACCAUAAUCAAUAGUUUCAGUUUAC